Messenger RNA from Penicillium waksmanii, 2418 nucleotides. Its product is annotated as SLC26/SulP family anion transporter. Gene Ontology annotation, molecular function: secondary active sulfate transmembrane transporter activity. The transcript is spliced from 3 exons. Gene Ontology annotation, biological process: transmembrane transport. The record is from RefSeq and is a predicted model, not a curated record. Gene Ontology annotation, cellular component: membrane. Bases 1 to 2418 code for a protein of 805 amino acids. Lineage: Eukaryota; Fungi; Ascomycota; Eurotiomycetes; Eurotiales; Aspergillaceae.
AUGUCUGGAAGUACCCGCAGCAAGGUCGGGCAUACCCUGGCAAAGGUGCUCGGCAUCAAGGUGGAGGAAAAGAAUUACUAUGUCGCUGAGGCGAAUAGUCCUCACGCAUAUGUCGAUCCGGAUCCGACGACGGGCGAAUGGAUUGUAGCUCACACCCCGACACGCCAACAGGUUGGCCGAUACUUUUACAACAUCUUCCCUUUCAUUCACUGGAUCGGUUAUUACAAUGUGCAGUGGCUGAUUGGAGAUCUGGUUGCCGGUAUCACCGUCGGCGCUGUGGUUGUUCCUCAGGGUAUGGCCUACGCCGAGCUCGCCAAUCUGGCUCCCGAGUAUGGCCUGUACUCGUCCUUCAUGGGUGUCUUGAUCUACUGGUUCUUUGCUACGUCCAAAGAUAUUACGAUCGGACCCGUUGCAGUGAUGUCAACCCUCGUCGGAAAUAUCAUCAUCAAAACACAGGCGGAACACCCACAGCUCGAUGGGCCUACUAUUGCGUCAGCGCUGGCAAUUAUUUGCGGUGCUAUUGUGGCUGCCCUUGGGUUCCUCAGACUCGGGUUCAUCGUCGACUUCAUCCCCUUGCCCGCGAUUACGGCAUUCAUGACCGGCUCUGCGAUCAAUAUCAUCUCUGGCCAAGUCAAAACACUCCUCGGUGAAACUGCCAGCUUUUCUACACGCGAUGCCUCAUACAAGAUGAUCAUCAACUGCUUGAAAUACCUGCCAACCACUCAGAUGGAUGCGGCGAUGGGACUAACGGCAUUGGCAAUGCUGUACAUUAUUCGCUUUUCAUGCAGUUACGCCGCGAAGAAGUAUCCUCAAAAGGCAAAGACUUUCUUUUUCAUCUCUACCCUGCGCACCGCAUUUGUGAUCCUUUUCUACACGAUGAUCAGUGCCGCUGUAAACCUACACCGCCGCGACAAACCUGCCUUCAAGAUUUUGGGAACUGUACCUCGAGGCUUUCAGCACGCCAAGGUACCAGAACUGAACAAGGAAAUUAUCUCCUCGUUUGCGAGUGAGCUACCCGCGGCUACCAUCGUGCUUCUGAUUGAACAUAUCGCGAUUUCUAAGUCCUUUGGUCGCGUCAACAACUACAAGAUUGACCCAUCGCAAGAAUUCAUUGCCAUCGGUGUUUCCAACCUUCUUGGUCCUUUCUUGGGAGGAUACCCUGCUACUGGUUCAUUCUCCCGCACUGCUAUCAAAGCCAAGGCCGGAGUCCGCACACCUCUUGCUGGAGUCAUCACUGCUGUUGUCGUCCUUCUUGCGAUUUAUGCAUUGCCAGCCGUUUUCUUCUACAUUCCCAAAUCCUCCUUGGCAGGCGUCAUCAUUCACGCCGUCGGUGAUCUUAUCACUCCUCCCAGUACGACUUACCAGUUUUGGCGAGUAUCACCGAUCGAUGCCAUCAUCUUCCUGAUGGGUGUCAUCGUGAUCACUUUCACGACAAUUGAGAUUGGAAUCUAUUGCACAAUUUGUGUCUCCCUUGCUGUUCUCCUAUUCCGCCUCGCCAAGGCCCGCGGCCAAUUUUUGGGCCAAGUCAACGUUCACUCUGUCGUCGGAGACCAUGUCUUGGAAGAGCACGCGGGUCCUCAGGGAGUGGCCCUUGGUCCACGAAGCGCUUACUUGCCGACCUCGCGCGAGGAUGGUUCCAACCCCCAUGUCAAGAUUCAGCAACCAGCACCUGGAAUCUUCAUCUACCGACUAUCAGAGGGUCUCAAUUACCCUAACGCCAACCACUACACUGAUUUCCUUGUUGAUCACAUCUUCCAAAACACUCGAAAGUCUGAUCUGGAUGCGGAUAACAACCCUGGCGACCGACCAUGGAAUGACCCCGGACCACGCAAGGGUGCUCUCGAUCGUGAAGCAUUAUUAGCCCGCCCGACCCUUCAAGCAGUCAUCCUCGAUUGCGCUUCCGUGAACAACCUCGACGUCACUUGCGUUCAGACACUCGUCGAUGUGAGAAAUCAACUCGAUCGCUAUGCCGCUCCUCACCGUGUCCAGUGGCAUUUCGCACACUUGCACAACAGAUGGUCAAAACGUGCUCUGGCUGCCGCUGGAUUCGGUCAGCCCACAAGUCAGCUCAUGGACCCCAACCGCAAGUGGCAGCCUAUCUUCAGUGUCGCAGAGAUGCAUGGUGACCCUCGAGCUGUUAGGAACAAGCUUAACUCUCUCGACGGUAAGGAUAUCGAGAGCGGUCUGCAGAAGGAGCCUUACUCCCUGUCCACUGAGCAGGCGAAGGAUCUGGAAUCAAAGUCUGUGGAUGAUAGUAUCAGCACUGGUACCGCAACAGACAAGGCUCAACAAAGAAAUGGUUCGUCUUCGAAGGUUAUUAUCGAGAACGUGAAUCGGCCUUUCUUCCAUGUUGAUUUGACCACUGCCCUUGAUAGCGCUUUGUCUUACACUGACCCCAAGGGGAUUUCCUUUUCGUGA